Messenger RNA from Sinocyclocheilus rhinocerous, 4577 nucleotides. Its product is annotated as tetratricopeptide repeat protein 21B-like. NCBI's taxonomy places the organism in Eukaryota, Metazoa, Chordata, Actinopteri, Cypriniformes, Cyprinidae. The coding region runs from base 592 to 4554 and encodes 1320 amino acids. Gene Ontology annotation, molecular function: protein binding. The transcript has 29 exons. Gene Ontology annotation, cellular component: intraciliary transport particle A. The record is from RefSeq and is a predicted model, not a curated record. Gene Ontology annotation, biological process: protein localization to cilium; intraciliary retrograde transport.
AAUACAAUUACAAAGACAAGUAAGAACAAAAGACAAUAAGGGUUACAAACAAUACUCCAAAGCAUACUAUGUUAGCUUAUAAGACUUACACCAUGAAAGAGUCUUACAUGCAAUAGAAUUAUUAGAGUUUCUUAAAGAGUUUACAUACACAUCAAAAUCUUUCCUGAAAAUAAAAAAGUAGCGAGUUUUCUUUGAAAAUGUACACUUAUGAAUGUAAAAUUUAGCAAGAUAUAGCAAAAGAUGAAUAAUAAAUUUACAGUGAGAAGGGUCUAAAUUCAAAGAGUAACCUAUAUUCAUAAAUGUAUAUGUUCUAAAUAUUUGUAACUGAUGUCUACACACGUGCGUGUCUAAGCUCCAAAUAAAAACGAGAUUGUGGCGCCACCCUGCGGUGAGCAAGUAGAAGUGCGCCACUGUCUCACUGACUCGUCACUUCCUGGUUUCCAAGCGGAAAUAGCGGAGUUUGUUUGGUUACUAUGAUGCUUCAUCUGCUUAUCAAAGGUGGCGAGAACGGGAUAGAAAGACCCUCUCCGCACAGAAUCGUCUGUUUUGUAUGUUUCCAGAGUUGUUCUGACGGCUGCAGUGUGUGACAUUAUGGCGGGGGUUGAUGAUGAGGAAUGCGCGCUUGCAUUGAUCUUAUACUACUGCCAGGAAAAGUACUCCAGUCAUGUUGUAGAUGUUUCCAGUGAAGCUCAACGGAAGUUCAGUCAUGAUUCAGUCUUCGCAUUCCUCCACGCUUAUGGGCUGCUCAUGCAAGAUCAAGUGUUGGAUGCCAUUCAGGAGCUGGAGCAGCUGAAGGAGAGAGGAGACGUUUCCCUCUGUGUGCUCAUGGCUCUGGUUUAUGCCCACAAGAAAAGACCAAACCCUGACCGUGAUGUGAUCCAGGAGCUGGAUGGAAGGGUGAAGGAGGAGAGGAAGACUGCGAGUCCCAAAGCUCUGUAUUACGCUGGCAUGCUGCUGUGGCUGCUGGGCCGCAAUGACAAAGCCAGAGAGUAUGUGGACAGAAUGAUCAAGAUCUCCAGUGGCUCUAAAGAGGGAAUUGUACUGAAAGGCUGGAUUGAUCUACGAUCUAACAAAGAUGCUUAUGCAAAGAAGUCUGGGAAAUACUUUGACGAGGCCCUGAAGGAGAAAAGCGACAUUUUUGCUCUGAUGGGGAAGGUACAUUAUUAUGAAUUUCGUCAGAAUUAUUCUGGUGCUUUAGAGACCAUUAACCAGGUGAUUGUGAGUUACCCGUCCUUUCUACCUGCCCUGGUCAAGAAGAUGAAGCUGCUGUUGACGCUACAGGACUGGGAACAAACUGUGGAUGCAGCUCAGAGGCUUCUCCAGCGAGAUAAAAAUAACCUGGAGGCUCUGAGGAUGCUGGCGCUGCACUCUCUCUGCAUGGAAGGAGAUGUUGGAGAGUGUGUAAAUCAACUAUCAAAUCUGAUCAGUAAUCUGGACAUUCAAGAACCGAACAAUCCGGAGCUCUUCUACAGGAUGUCUUUAGCGUUCACUCGAGUGUGUGGAAGAGCUGAGAAGGUCCUUCAGCACACUCACAGGAUGGUGGAGCGGGCGUUUGCACAGGCCUCGAGCGACUCUGAACUGGCCACAGAGAUGGGCUACCAGCUGGUCCUUCUGGGAAGGGUGAAGGAGGCCAUGAAAUGGUACAAGACAGCAAUGACUCUCGAUGAGAGCAGCGUCUCCGCUUUGAUAGGUAUCAUCAGAUGUCAGCUCAUGGAGGGACACAUAGAGGAUGCAGAACAGCAGCUGGAGUUCCUAGCAGAGAUCCAGCAGUCCAUUGGCAAAUCAGGGGAGCUGUUGUAUCUACGGGCGCUGUUGGCUGUGAAAAAGCGUCGGCCCCCAGACGAGGCGACCAAUCUGUUAAACGACACGGUGGACACACACUUUUCCAUCCUGCAGGGUUUGCCUCUCAGCGUUGAGUACUUUGAGAAGCUCAACCCUGACUUCCUGCUGGAGAUCGCCAAGGAAUACCUGGCGCUGUCUCCUGCCAAGGCUCCAGCGCCAGGUCAGCCUCCUGCACCUCAGCUGCAGCACUGUGCAUCUGUGCUGGACACGGUGGUCAAAGUAGUGCCUGGACUGCUGCAGGCUGCCUUUCUAAUGGCCAAAGUCAGAUUUCAGUCAGGAGAUAUCGAGGCGGCCCAGAGCAGCCUGCAGCACUGUUUGGAUCAGAACCCGGCCCAUGCUGACGCCCAUCUCCUCAUGGCUCAGAUCCAUCUCAUGCAGGGCAACUUCAAGCUCUCCUCCCAAUCUUUGGAACUCUGCCUCAGCCACAACUUUGAGAUCCGCGAGCAUCCUCUGUAUCACCUGAUAAAAGCUCAGGCUCAAAGGAAGAUGGGGCAGCUUCAGGAGGCCAUUCAGACGCUGCAGAUGGCCAUGAGUCUGUGUGCCGUGAAGAGAAUGGGCUCCUCAACCAAAAGACAGAGUAAGAGAGUUGAGCUCAGCUCGGCCGACUGCGUAUCUGUGUUCCUGGAACUAGCUGAGUCUCUGUGGCUCAAUGGAGAACAGCACGAGGCAGCUAAAAUGAUGCAGGAUGCCAUAAAUGAGUUCACUGGCACUCCAGAAGAGCUUCGAGUUACUAUUGCCAAUGCAGACCUGGCGCUAAUGCGAGGAGAUACGGAGCUGGCACUGAGCAUGCUCAGAAACAUCACACCAGAGCAGCCCUACUAUAUACAGGCCAAAGAAAAAAUGGCAGACAUCUACCUGAACCACAGGAAAGAGAAACGCCUUUACGUGAGCUGCUAUAGGGAUUUGGUGGACAAAUUGCCAAGCCCUCAUACCUUCCUGUUACUCGGCGAUGCCUACAUGACCAUUCAGGAGCCGGAGCUGGCCAUUGAGGUGUAUGAACAAGCCCUGAAGAAAAACCCUAAAGAUGGAGCUGUGGCCAGUAAGAUUGGAAAAGCACUUGUCAAGACCCACAACUAUGUGAAGGCAAUUAACUAUUAUGAGGCGGCGCUGAAGAGCGGGCAGCAGAAUUUUCUGCGUUAUGACUUGGCUGACCUGCUCAUGAAGCUCAGACAGUACGAACGCUGUGAAAAAGUCCUGCAAGAGGCUCUCACACAUGAUCCUGUGAAUGAACUGCCGCUUCUUACCGAAGAUUGUCGCUAUCUUGUGCUUCUCGCCAAAGUCCAGAGCAAAGUCAAUAAAAAUGAUGAAGCGCUACUGUCCUUACAGAGAGCCAGAGAUGUGCAGGCGAAGGUUCUGAAGCGCGUUCAGCUGGAGCAGCCCGACUCGGUGUCCGCGCAGAAGCAGCUCGCCGCAGAGAUCUGCAGCGAAAUCGCCAAGCACUGCAGCAGCCAGCGCGGCUACGAACGAGCCGUCAAGUUCUACAAAGAGGCGCUUGUGUACUGUGAAAGUGACAGCAAGGUGAUGUUGGAACUGGCUCAGCUGUAUCUUACUCUGGAUGAUGUCGAGGCCUGUCAGCAGCAGUGCAGUGCCAUUCUGAAGAACGAUCCGGUCAACGAGUCGGCUACACUGAUGAUGGCAGAUCUUAUGUUCAGGAAGCAGGACUAUGAACAGGCUGUAUUUCACUUCCAGCAGCUCUUGGAAAGGAAACCAGACAACUACCCGACGCUGUCCCGCCUCAUUGAUCUGCUGCGCAGAGCCGGCAAACUGGAGGAGGUUCCAAGAUUCCUCGAGAUGGCAGAGAAACACUCGUCGAGGGCCAAGUUUGAGCCUGGAUACAACUACUGCAAAGGGCUCUACCUGUGGUACACUGGUGAACCUAACGAUGGGUUACGUCACUUUAACAAAGCCAGGAAGGACAACGACUGGGGCCAGAACGCAGUGUACAACAUGAUUGAGAUUUGUCUCAACCCUGACAAUGAGACCAUAGGAGGAGAGGUGUUUGAGAACCUGGAUGGAGACGUGGGAAACUCUACAGAGAAGCAGGAGUCGGAGCAGCUGGCCGUGAGAACAGCGGAGAAGCUCUUAAAGGAGCUGAAGCCACAAACCCCAGCGGGACACGUACAGCUGCGCAUCCUGGAGAACUACUGCUAUCUGGCCACCAAACAGAAAGCCAACGUGGAAAGAGCUCUCAACGUGUUCAUUGAGAUCGCAAACAGUGAGAAGGAUCAUGUCCCUGCGCUGCUGGCCAUGGCCACUGCCUACAUGAUCCUGAAGCAAACCCCUCGAGCCCGAAACCAGCUCAAACGCAUCGCCAAGAUGAACUGGAACAUCAUAGACGCGGACGAGUUUGAAAAGAGCUGGCUGCUUCUGGCCGACAUCUACAUCCAGUCGGGAAAAUACGACAUGGCAGGAGAGCUGCUGAAGAGAUGCCUACGACACAACAAGUCCUGCUGCAAGGCGUACGAGUACAUGGGCUACAUUAUGGAGAAGGAGCAGUCGUUCAGAGAUGCUGCCAUGAAUUAUGAAAUGGCCUGGAAGUACAGCAAUCAAACCAACCCCACUAUCGGCUACAAGCUCGCGUUCAAUUACCUGAAGGCCAAGAGACACGUGGAUGCUAUAGAUGUGUGCCAUAAAGUUUUGGAUGCACACCCCAACUAUCCACGCAUCAGGAAGGACAUCUUGGACAAAGCAAGAGCAGCUUUAAGAUCAUGACAGAAGGACUGGUGUGUUGUGUG